AUGAAACCAUAAAGAAGCAUAAUAAAAGAACUUAAAACUUAUUAACAAGAUCUCUAUAAAUCAGGAAGAGAAGGAAAAUAAUUUAGUAUAAGUGAUUUUCCUAAUCUUUCAAGAAAACCAAUAGAAUGGACUGAUUGUGAUUAAUAUAUAAAACUUCGAUAAUAAAAAUGUGAUAAGAAAUUAGCUAUUAGAUUGUGUUAGUAAUAUAAGAUUCAUAGAUCUGAUUAACAAUUUUAUGAGACAUUACAUAAUGUGAAUAUGGAAAAUGUUGGAUUUAAAAGGAUCUAAUUUGUAAUAUAAAUCUAAUAUAGUCAACUUCAUUUGUAUUGAGAUAGAUUAGAUAAAAUUAAUUUAUCAAAUAGAAACAUAGAAUGGAAUUUUAAGAAACUCAAAUUGAUACUAAAAUGUCCACAAUUUUAGAUAAUUCGUUCAAGAAAUUUUAAUAAUCUUUAGAUAAGCAUUUAGAAAUAGAGAAAGAUUAAUCCCAUAAAUUUAAUUUAAAAUAAAUGACAAAGGAGGAAUUAUAUUCAAAAUUAUUGAAAUUGUAAAUUAUAUCAAAAUUAAAGAAAAGCUAUUCCAAAAUAAAAUGUUCCAAUAGAUCAUUCUCCUACUAUAAAUACUAUUCAAUUAAAUUUAGUAAUGCCUUCAGGAAAUUCUGUAUAAUAUUUUUUUUUAUAGAAGUUACAUAUAUCACAAACAGAACGAAUGUCAUCAAAACCAUUUAUUCCUUAUUCAACUUUAAGAGAUAAUAGAGGAUCUGAUGAUAGUAUUAAGUAGCCAUUUACAAAAUUACAAAAUUAUAGACAUAGUAAUCCAUCUUUUAAAAUGAUUAAAUAAAACUAAUAAAUCAAAUUAUCACUUCACACUUAAGGUAAUAAAGAAAUUAAAAGUAUGCAACUCAUAACCCAUCAAAAUGAUAUACCAAAAAAUAAAAAAAUACAUAAAAGACAUUUCACAAACUAUGAUAUAAUAGAUAAUAUAAACAUCUUUAAAGAAACAAAUUGCUGA
This is a messenger RNA of Paramecium sonneborni, 1008 nucleotides long. The record is from the annotation of a GenBank genome assembly. Lineage: Eukaryota; Ciliophora; Oligohymenophorea; Peniculida; Parameciidae.